UCCAGCAUCAUCUGACCAGUGAUGUGGGUCGCGGCGCUCGGGAGCGGGCGGGUUGUUAGAGGUGUGAACGUGAUGAGCGGAGACUCAUAGGCGACUCAAGGGUUUUUAGAAGAGCACAUCGCAGGAAGUCAUCUCCCGGGUCACCGCUUUCCUUCCUCGUUUUGUUGAGGAGAGAGGAGCCCGCGAUGCCGGAGGAGAAGGAGCGCUCCCAUCUCUGAUCGCCGAUGCCCGCUGAUGAUCUGCGAUGUUGUGCUCAGUGAUGCUGAAGCCGCUGUGAAGCUCUGGAAUGGUGAGUGACCAUCUGCUGCUACCAUGUUUCACUGGAGUAAAUGGAAGAAGAGGAUCGGAGUGAAUUCCUCCAGCAAGAGACCCGUGUUCGACGACAAGGAGGAUGUGAACUUUGACCAUUUCCAAAUCCUCCGAGCCAUCGGGAAAGGAAGCUUUGGCAAGGUGUGCAUCGUGCAGAAGAGGGAUACGGAAAAGAUGUACGCGAUGAAGUACAUGAACAAGCAGCAGUGCAUAGAGAGAGACGAAGUCCCGAAUGUCUUCCGGGAGCUUGAAAUUCUGCAGGACAUCGAGCACGUGUUUCUUGUGAAUCUCUGGUACUCCUUCCAGGAUGAGGAGGACAUGUUCAUGGUGGUGGACCUGCUGUUGGGCGGGGACCUUCGCUACCACCUCACGCAGAACGUCCAGUUCAACGAGGAAGCGGUAAAGCUCUACAUCUGUGAGAUGGCCCUCGCCCUGGACUACCUGCAGAGCCAGCACAUUGUUCACAGGGACAUCAAACCUGACAACAUCCUUCUGGAUGAACAAGGUCAUGCUCACCUCACAGACUUUAACAUUGCUACAGUGAUAAAGGAUGGAGAGAGAGCCACUGCCCUGGCAGGAACCAAACCUUAUAUGGCUCCGGAAAUCUUCCAGUCCUUUGUGAGCGGUGGAAGCGGCUACUCCUUCGAGGUGGACUGGUGGUCACUAGGGGUGACAGCCUAUGAAGUGCUCAGAGGACAGAGGCCCUAUGAGAUCCACUCCACCGAUCCCCUGGACAACCUCCUACAGGUGUACAGCACCAACAGCGUGUACUACUGCCCCACGUGGUCUAAGGACAUGGUGACCCUGCUGAGAAAGCUGCUGACGGUCAACCCCGAGCACCGGUGCUCCUCAUUGGCGCACGUGCAGGCCAUCCCCUGCCUGAGCGAGGUCGACUGGCAGAUGGUGUAUGAGAAGAGGGUGGAGGCCGGGUUCGUUCCCAAUAAAGGUCGUCUCCACUGUGACCCCACAUUUGAACUGGAGGAAAUGAUCCUGGAAUCUCGUCCUCUUCAUAAGAAGAAGAAACGUCUCGCCAAGAGCCGGUCUCGGGACAGCAGCAAGGACUCUCAGUCGGAGAAUGACUACCUGCAGGAGUGCCUCGAGGUUGUCCAGCAGGAGUUCGUCAUCUUCAACCGAGAGAAACUGAAGAAAAGGCAGGAGGAGGCAUCUCAGCAGGACCCAGGGGACGAGGAACCGGGUGAUGAAGGAGGAUCUGAAGAUGACGUGGGCCCGGGAGGAGACGCAGGGGUGGAGCUGGAGUCGUCCGACCCGAACACCUGCGACUCCAUGGGCUCCUCGGCGAGCAGCUGCUGACGCGUCUGAUGCUGCGGUGCUGGGCGUGCUCGCGUGGAUGACGCCCUCAAUCCAGCUAGCGCCACGGCCUGCCUUGAACUCAGCAUGCUAGGGCAGAACCCGGAGCAGCAAUCAGCCCAGUUAGCACCGCUAGCGUGGUUAGUUACCCUGGCCGCAGAGUGCCCCCAGUACGGACAGCGCUGUCUGCGUGCCUGGGAGCCAUCCUCUCCCCGGCGGAGCCCGCGGACGGAGGGGCGGAUCCGAGGAGCCCUCGUCGCUGCGCGAAGGUGCUGCCUUUGCCUUGUAGGAAGAACUUAACACACAUUGAAUUUAAAGUCGCUACAGUAGAUUCGCUUCUUGUCGCCAAAGCUCAUAGGCUGCCAGGAUGCCCAUAGCUGCUAGGCUGCCGUGUUGGAUCUGUUGUUGGACUCAGCGUGGUCGACACCUGUUGUUUAACAUUAGCACUACGCCGCAUCCCUUCGGGGGCACCUGCCACAAUCUGAUCUCUUAGACCAAUAGUAGGUGACUCUAGCUCUGCUACUAACCUAGGAAAGGGGUUUAUUUUAGACUAGUGUAGGACUGUUAGGUAUUGGACUGUGUGGUUUGCACUCACUGUCAUUGUUAGCUGAACGAAUGCGCUAGCGCCUCCUCCUGGACGUCUAAGCCCGUGUGACGUCACUCUCCUUUAAUACAGUCAUUGCCCGAUUAGUAUCAGGGUUAGGACCACCGGUGACCGCAGCUGUCUAUUAACCGCGUGACUGAGGGACACGAUCCAUUCUAUGAGGCCCAAUAACUGAUUCCGUUUUAGCUAAAUAAUUGGGAAAUCUCAGUAUAUAACUAUUCCAGUACAAAAUGUGUUGAGCUAACACAUUACACAAUAAUCACAGGCACCAGAGUUGCAAAAGGAAUAAUUAAAAAACUUAAAAUAUUUCAAAAU
Messenger RNA from Scleropages formosus (Asian bonytongue), 2536 nucleotides. RefSeq names its product serine/threonine-protein kinase 32C-like. Gene Ontology annotation, biological process: G protein-coupled receptor signaling pathway; regulation of signal transduction; protein phosphorylation. The coding region runs from base 313 to 1620 and encodes 435 amino acids. Gene Ontology annotation, molecular function: G protein-coupled receptor kinase activity; ATP binding; G protein-coupled receptor binding. Lineage: Eukaryota; Metazoa; Chordata; Actinopteri; Osteoglossiformes; Osteoglossidae. The transcript is spliced from 12 exons. The record is from RefSeq and is a predicted model, not a curated record.